GAAUAAAAUUGGCCAUCUCUAGUGAAGACAUCAAAGGAAAAAAUUAUUAUUGCUAAAUCCAAGUGGAAAAAUUAUUCAAUUUCUGUCUUACAAUUUAGCCAAAUAAAUUAAAAUAGCUGAAAAGUAGAGCUACAUUAAACGUCCAGCAGAGAAAAGUGUUAACAACAAGUACUCUCUAAUCGCUGUACAUUCACAAGUGGUCGUCCCUCAACCCUAAAAUGUCUCAAGCUGGAACAGUGGGCACACCAUCAGCUUUAAAUAAUGGUUUCAACAAAGUAUUUAUCCAGCGCGAUUACAGCGAAGGAACGGCAGUCAAAUUCCACACCAGAUUACCUCCAGAGCUGGAGGGUUUGAUCGAAAGACACGUCUUUGAGUCUACCAUCAAUAAACUAAAUGAAUUUUUUGCUGAAGCUGAAAAAGGGUCAUGCAGUACAUAUUGUGAAGGUUGUAUCGGUUGUAUAACUGCCUACUUGGUAUAUAUGUGUUCGGAGACACACUAUGAAAAAACUCUACGAAAAAUAUCCAAAUAUAUUGCUUCCCAAAAUGAACGCAUUUAUCAUCCCAAAGGUUUACAAAUUAUUGAUCCUACCUAUCGUGGUUUGCGAGUAAUAGAAAUUACAAUAUUAGAUCGUCCCGGACGAACGUGACUUCCGCUUUCCCACUCCACCGAAGAGUUUUUCAUGUAACACUCAUCAAACUCAAUUGCAUCGUAUUUUGUAAAUUUUAAGGAACAAACAAAACACAUGGAUUUGCGUGUUUCAAACACAUUUCUUCUGGUGAAUUAUUUAUGGAUUAAUUGAAUGACAACAAUAAGAUGAACAACAGCAAAACGACAUAACAUUUAGCUUUAAUAAUGUGGACAACAUAAAGCUGAGAAAAACAUUUUUUCAAAACAAAACAAAAAAAUCUUACAGAAUUUUGAGAACACUCGAUACUUAAAUUCAUCAUAUUGACAAAGUCAAUAUGCACAUAAUAUAGAAAACAUAAAAUGCCAAGAUUAGCCCCCUCAAUGUUUAGAGAGAACAAAAUUAUACAGACAUUUAUAUAGUAAACCAUUAUAAGUUUAUAAAUAGUUAUAAGCUUAUGGUUAAAUCCAAUAAACUAAGAAGUACGUUUUUCCAAAUUUAAAAAAAAAGAAAUACGCAACUAAAGUUUAAUAAAUUUUACGACUAAUUGUAGAUUUUCCAAAAUCUAUACCACCAUCACGGUGGCAUCUCCAGAGUUAUGUAAGAGUAUCAGUUACCGUUUUUAAUCCAAAUCAUCAUCAUUGAAAAUCAUUCAUCAUCAUUAUUACUGUCAUCGUUUGUUUUUCCAUCUCCUUGCCUCUACAUUUUCCUGCAAUGUUUUAAAAACUUGUUUUUUGUUUUUCUCCUUAAUUUAUUUAUAUUUUUAACAAUUUUCAUAACAUGUAGCUAUAACUGUAGAGAAAAAGAAGAAGAAAAAAAAACAAACAACAAAAAUAAACAAAAAAUAUUCCUUUACGAAACAUUUCAGAUAGUAAGCAAUGUGUACUAAAAAAUAUAGAAUCAAAUAAUAGCAAAAUAUAAUUGUCUAUUAAGUAUUUAUAAAAAGCAAGUGAAUAAAAAAUACAUGUUGAUUAA
Molecule: messenger RNA, 1601 nt
Organism: Musca domestica (house fly)
Lineage: Eukaryota; Metazoa; Arthropoda; Insecta; Diptera; Muscidae
Product: golgin subfamily A member 7
Exons: 4
Coding region: 219-647 (142 amino acids)
Biological process (GO): peptidyl-L-cysteine S-palmitoylation; protein targeting to membrane
Cellular component (GO): palmitoyltransferase complex
Source: RefSeq, a predicted model, not a curated record